UAGCACUGCACAGUUCCGGGUAGUGUUGUUUCCCAGCCGGAUGCCUUUGCAGGGUGCACGCCGGCUCUCUUCCUGCGCCCAACACUCGGUGCUAGCUGUUGCUUUGGAGCCGGACUCUCCUCCUGGUGUUACACAGAACGGGGACCGCGGGCAGCAGUGACGUCACUCCCGGGUUUCGCCACUCCGGCUGCUGCUUCCUGGUGCUGUGCUCAUGGCGGGGAACUUCUGGCAGAGCUCUCACUAUUUACAAUGGAUAUUGGAUAAACAGGAUUUGUUAAAGGAGCGGCAAAAAGACCUGAAAUUCUUAACAGAAGAAGAGUAUUGGAAGCUACAGAUAUUUUUUACAAAUGUCAUCCAGUCUUUAGGGGAACACCUCAAAUUAAGGCAACAAGUCAUAGCAACUGCCACUGUUUACUUUAAAAGGUUCUAUGCCCGAUAUUCUUUAAAAAGUAUAGAUCCUGUUUUAAUGGCACCAACUUGUGUAUUUUUGGCAUCCAAAGUAGAGGAGUUUGGUGUUGUAUCAAAUACAAGGUUAAUCUCUGCUGCUACUUCUGUAUUAAAAACUAGGUUUUCUUAUGCAUUUCCAAAGGAGUUUCCUUAUAGAAUGAACCAUAUACUGGAAUGUGAAUUCUAUCUGUUAGAAUUAAUGGAUUGUUGUUUGAUAGUUUAUCAUCCCUAUAGACCCUUACUACAGUAUGUACAAGAUAUGGGCCAAGAAGACAUGCUGCUUCCACUAGCAUGGAGGAUAGUAAAUGACACAUAUCGCACAGAUCUUUGUCUUCUCUACCCUCCUUUCAUGAUUGCUCUCGCCUGCCUGCAUGUGGCUUGUGUUGUUCAGCAGAAGGAUGCACGACAGUGGUUUGCAGAGCUUUCUGUAGACAUGGAAAAGAUAUUAGAAAUUAUUAGAGUCAUCCUGAAGCUUUAUGAACAGUGGAAAAACUUUGAUGAACGGAAAGAAAUGGCUGCCAUUCUUGGUAAAAUGCCAAAGCCAAAGCCACCGCCUAACAGUGAAGGAGAACAGGGACCAAAUGGAAGCCAAAGCUCCAGUUACAAUCAAUCCUGAAACUUUCCACAUCAUCCAGUACUGGACCAACCUGGAUUAAUAUUUUGCCAUAGUGCUCAUCCACACCGUGUACUGAUGUAGUAUUUUUUUCAAUAAGUGGAACAUGCUGACUUAUUUUAUUUUUUCCUUCCAUAACGAGAGGCACAAACGUUAAAACAUUCUUGACUGAGGUCUUGUGAAAAUGAACACUUGGCACUGUUCUUAGGGGGUCAUUCCGAGUUGAUUGCUUGCUAGCUAUUUUUUGCAGAGCUGCGAACAGAUAGUCGCCGCCUAUAGGGGAGUGUUUUUUUUUUUUGUUUUGUAAGUGUGCGAACGCAUGUGCAGCCGAGCACUACAAAAAAGUUUUGUGCAGUUUCUGAGUAGCCCAGAACUUACUCAGCCGCUGCAAUCACUUCAGCCUGUCCGGGAUCAGAAUUGACGUUGGGAACCCUCCGAGCGCACGCAUGUACACGCCUGCGUUUGUCCAACCACUCCCAGAAAACGGUCAGUUGCCACCCAUAAACGCUUUCUUCCUGUCAAUCUCCUUGCGAUCGGCUGUGCGAAUGGAUUCUUUGUUAAAUCCCUCACACAACAACGGAUCCGCUUUGUAUCCGUACAACGUGCCUGUGCAUUGCGGUACAUACAUAUGCACAAUUCUGACCCGAUCGCAGCGCAGCGAAAAAACCUAGCGUGCGAUCAGGUCGGAAUGACCCCCUUAAGCCUCAGUUUCAUCUAUCAAACAAUUGCACAUAUUCGUGUUCUGCAAUAGUAAAAUGGCUAAAAACAGAUCUUAGCCAACCGUAACACAAUCCUCAUAAUGUAUUAGGAUUAAAUGAUAUUGCAGUAUG
Messenger RNA from Pseudophryne corroboree (corroboree frog), 1890 nucleotides. It is a transcript of the gene CCNC, whose product is annotated as cyclin C. NCBI's taxonomy places the organism in Eukaryota, Metazoa, Chordata, Amphibia, Anura, Myobatrachidae. The transcript has 12 exons. Gene Ontology annotation, cellular component: nucleus; mediator complex. Bases 212 to 1063 code for a protein of 283 amino acids. Gene Ontology annotation, biological process: positive regulation of transcription by RNA polymerase II. Gene Ontology annotation, molecular function: cyclin-dependent protein serine/threonine kinase regulator activity. The record is from RefSeq and is a predicted model, not a curated record.